Benincasa hispida (wax gourd) is the source of this 570-nucleotide messenger RNA. The record is from RefSeq and is a predicted model, not a curated record. NCBI's taxonomy places the organism in Eukaryota, Viridiplantae, Streptophyta, Magnoliopsida, Cucurbitales, Cucurbitaceae.
AUGACGAGUUCAUUAAUACAAUUGUUGGCGUUUGAUAAACUUAUUGGGAAUAAUUAUGCCACCUGGAAAACAAACCUGAAUACUAUACUAGUGAUAGAUGAUCUUCAGUUCAUUCUAACAGAGGAGUGUCCUCCCAUUCCUAGCUCAAAUGCAAAUCGAACUGUUCGGGAUGCAUACAACAGAUGGAUCAGGGUUAAUGACAAAGUCCAUGCCUAUAUCCUUGCCAACAUAUCUGAUGUCUUGGCAAAGAAACAUGAGAGUAUGGGUACUACCAAAAAGAUUAUGGAAUUUCUCCGUGGGAUGUUUGGACAACCAUCCUUCUCCCUGAGGCAUGAUUCUAUCAAGUACAUUUACAACUGCAGUAUGAAAGAAGGGGCCUCUGUUAGAGAACAUGUCCUGAACAUGAUGGUACAUUUCAAUGUGGCAGAAGUAAAUGAGGUUGUCGUUGACGAGAAGAGUCAAAUUGGUUUUAUUCUAGAAUCUCUUCCGAAGAGUUUUCUACAGUUUUGCACAAACGCGCUUAUGAAUAAAAUAGAAUAUAACUUGACUACUCUUCUAAAUGAGCUAUAG